Schistocerca americana (American grasshopper) is the source of this 2684-nucleotide messenger RNA. It is a transcript of the gene Bmcp, whose product is annotated as mitochondrial uncoupling protein Bmcp. The record is from RefSeq and is a predicted model, not a curated record. NCBI's taxonomy places the organism in Eukaryota, Metazoa, Arthropoda, Insecta, Orthoptera, Acrididae. The transcript is spliced from 8 exons. Gene Ontology annotation, cellular component: mitochondrial membrane. Gene Ontology annotation, biological process: mitochondrial transport. Bases 145 to 1017 code for a protein of 290 amino acids.
AUCGAGGGUUUGUUUCAACUAUUGUGGUGUGAUCGGCUGCGUUUCAUCACGCGAGAAAAAAUUGAUAACGUGACUACGGCAGCAGACGCCCCAGAGGAAAGGGUGCCUCCCGCAGCAGGCCCUCAACAAACGGCAGAAAGUGGGAUGGGAGAAGCGGAUUGGCGGCCUUUCGUAUAUGGAGGUCUUGCUUCCUGCGCAGCCGAAUUCGGUACAUUUCCAAUUGAUACUACGAAGACUCGUCUGCAAAUUCAGGGGCAGAAAAUUGAUAGCAACUAUGCUGAGCUCAAGUAUCGUGGAAUGAUUGAUGCUUUUUGUAAGAUAACAAAGAAAGAAGGUUUUGGGGCAUUAUACGCUGGUAUUUGGCCCGCUGUUCUAAGGCAAGCCACCUACGGCACGAUAAAAUUUGGCACGUAUUAUUCGUUGAAACGCAUUGUUUCGCAAGGCAAGGAAGAUGACGUUGCCGUCAAUGUGUGUUGUGCAGUUAUUGCAGGCAUGGUCUCCAGUGCAAUUGCCAAUCCAACAGAUGUACUUAAGGUGCGCAUGCAAGUGCUGGGUGGCCAGAGAGGAUUGCUUGACUGUUUCCAAGAAGUUUAUCGGUAUGAAGGAGUUGGUGGGCUGUGGAGGGGUGUUGGACCCACAGCCCAACGAGCAGCAGUCAUUGCGGCUGUGGAAUUGCCUGUUUAUGACUUGUGUAAACAACACCUAAUGACAACAUUUGGCGAUCAUGUUGCUAAUCACUUUAUUUCCAGUUUCAUAGCAAGCCUUGGUAGUGCAGUAGCAUCAACACCAAUUGAUGUUGUACGUACAAGGCUGAUGAACCAGAGGAAACUUAAAGCUGUAACCCGUGAUACCAAAUCUGUUCGCAUAUAUACUGGCAGUAUUGAUUGCCUUGUCCAGACAGUGAAGAAUGAAGGAUUUCUUGCCUUAUACAAAGGCUUUAUUCCCACAUGGGUUCGAAUGGGGCCCUGGAAUAUCAUAUUCUUUGUAACUUAUGAACAGCUGAAGCACUUGUACUGAGGAGCAUUCUACUCAUGUCGUUUACAGCAUUUACCAAACACAAUACUUAUUAUUUAUUUUACACUGUUCUUUUAAGUAUUUUGCUUGUAGAACACAGCCCAAAGGUUCAUAUUUUUAAGAGUGGUCAAAGCAUUGUGUUUGUUGCAUUUUCAGAUUGUGCUAUUUAUGUAGUCAAAGCUUUAAUUUGUGGCAGUGAAUCUCACUUUUCAUUUUCCAUUUUUGUCAUUGUUUUUGAAGAAGUUAUCCUUUCUUGUUAAAGGAAACAUACAGAUGACUAAAAAAUAAAUAAAAAUACAGUAUUUAAUACACACAUCUGAAAUCUAUGUUCAAAGAAAUGACAUACAUCAAGAAACAGCAGGUUUCAAAGUCAGAAGAGUCAGUUUCUAAUCAUUGUACAAUGUUUCAUAGAAAAAGUAUUAUGCACAGUAUUCCUGUAAAGUGACGGACCUUUACAUUUAAUGUGUAGUACUGUUCCAGAUAUUCUAAUGAAUCACCUGAGAAUUGGGAAUUCUAUGUUUGGAUUAACUAUGUUUAUUAGUACUUAAGUUAGGCCUUAUAAUGAGGUCCAGUAUCUGUUGACAAAAGAGGAACUGUGAUAUGUCAAAAAUUGUAUUGCGUAGAUACUUUUUUUAAUUCCAUUGUAACAUCAAAUUGGUUGCAUUUGAACAGAAUUUUGUUUCAAUAUUGUUAUACGCUUUUGAUAAAAAAAUUUCAUUUCACGGAAUUACACUAAAUAUAACAUUUAAAAAAACUUUUUUAUUUAACUUAUAACAGUGCGUAUUUAUACUGUUUUCUUACUUUGAAGACUGAAAAAUUUCAAGUAGUGUUCAGAGCAUUAGAUGCUCUUGACUAUUCUUGUGUAGCAACUGCUGGUCAGUUUGCCUUAAGUGAUGUGACUCAUUUCCAAAGAUUUAAAGAACAAGUGGCAGACAAAGAAUGACACUUAAGUGUUGCAAUCAUUGUUCACAACUGAUUGGAUAUAAAGGUUCCUUCAAUUGCAUAAAUACUGUUAUCCAUCAAUUAUUCUAAAUUUCAUGAAAGGUAAACAGUGGUGUAAUUUUGAGUACUUUUCCAGAAAUACUCUUAUAUUGGUCAGUCCCAGUACUGUCAAGUUCAGUCAUGUAUCAAUGAAUUUGAAUAUUGGCAGCUUAUUUACAUAAUCAAUAGUUUCAGAAAAAAAGGUAGGCAAGAAACUGUCAAAAUGUAACUGUUAAAUUUCUGUAAUCAGAGUGCACAGUGGUAUUUGUGAAUCAGUUUUGAAUUGGGUUUUACAAUUUAAAAAUUGACUUGAAGAAGAAGUGGAUCCCUAAAAGAUAUGUUACUACUAGUGGCAUGAGCAAAAAUUUGGACAAAUGCCACUGAACAAAAUUAUGUAUUAACAUAAAACCUCCAUUUAUACUCCACCCCUUCAUUCUUGCUCAGAUUCACAUUUGUUCAAACAUACUUACACUUACAAAGGUACUCUACUCUAAUUCUAUACAGAAUGCAGAAAUUUAUUGUGCACUUUUUAUGACAUUGGUGUAACAUCCAGUACAGCAUACCAAUCAAUACUGUUCUCUACUCUAUUAUUGAUUCUAGUACUUUUAUCCACUAUGGGAAUCAAAUUUUGACUUCUGUCUAUAGGGAUAAAUUAUACAGAAUCUAACUGGUUCAGGAUUCUGUGUCUU